Molecule: messenger RNA, 1035 nt
Organism: Cooperia oncophora
Lineage: Eukaryota; Metazoa; Nematoda; Chromadorea; Rhabditida; Trichostrongylidae
Source: the annotation of a GenBank genome assembly
UUGAAAAAAUACAUUGCAACUACUUUCUUUCAGGGUUCUUCAUUCCGGUGCAAGUGUCGAGACGACCACGUCGGUCCCACUUGUAAUAUUUGGCGUUCACCGCUGAUAAAUUGUGAUGUAGAUGGUCCACUCACGUGUUUCAAUGGUGGUGUUUGUAAUACAACUGAGAACAAAUUCAGGUGCGAGUGCCCGCCUAACUUUACAGGAUUAUUCUGUGAAACGGACGUUGACGAGUGCUUAACAUCUCCAUGUUUAAAUGGCGCCACAUGUGUGAACCAGAUUGGAACUUUUUAUUGUAUGUGCCCUCGUGGCUACAAGGGCACGACCUGUGAGGAACGUAUCGAGGUGUGCUCCUCGAGGACUUGUCUCAACGGUGGCUCCUGUAUAGACGGUGUCAACGGUUACGUAUGUAAAUGUGCUCCGGGUUUUGUUGGGCAGCGGUGUCAGGAAGUGGAGUUCGGUCGUAUUGUGACGGUCAACACCACAAACAAUGGUAUUCUUUCGAUAUGCGGCAAUUGCCGUACCAAAGCGGGUAAUGGUCAAUGUGAUAAGGAAUGUGAUCGAUCAGAAUGCGGAUAUGAUGGUGGCGACUGUACAGUUCAGGAUACGAACCCAUUCAAAGCUUGUACAUAUCCAGAUUUCUGUUCUCGAGUGUUCCGUGAUGGAGUAUGCGAUGAGAUUUGCAACAACGAAAGAUGUCUAUUCGAUGGAUUUGACUGUCUUCCUAAAGCGCCCAAGUGUUCGAAAGAUUGCGAAGCAAAAAAGCACAAUGGUAUUUGUGAUGAUGAGUGCAAUCGCGAAGAAUGUGAUUUUGAUGGCGGAGAUUGUGAAGUGAAUACGAAGAUCCUAUCUGGCGAACUGUCAGUAGUGGUCCUGGCACAACCUCACGUCUUUAUCGAGAAUGUAGAUCACUUCUUGCAAUCGCUGAGCAUAUCACUGAGGUCCAAUAUACGUAUCAAACAUGAUGAUCUUGGCCCCAUGGUCUUCGCGUGGAAAGAAGGCAAAGUCGGUGAACGACUUACUUUUGGAAAGCAG